AUGGGAGGAGCACUGGACCCUACACAUGGGGAUUUUCCCUGUGACCACAAGACUUCAAGAUAAGAUGUUUUGGGUAUUCCCCAGUCUGCCUCCAGAAAUAUCACUCUACAAGCAGUAGCAGUUUCAUUCUGCUGUCAUAGUCCAUUCUGCAAAGACGUGCACUGCUGCUGCUGCUCUGUGAUUUGAAGCAGUAAGAACCAUGUCUUUGGUAUUCUAUGCUCUGCUCAUCAUCCUGUGUAGUGUUCGGUGCUUGAUCCAUGGCGUUUCUAUGACAGUCCCAGACAUUGCUGUGAGAUGUGCUGAAGAAGCUCUGCUGCCCUGUAAAAUUCUCCGGGACACCUCAAUCACCUACCAGAGAGCAUCUUGGUAUAAAAUGGCUGGAGAUGACGAAGGAAUAGCAUGGAAAGUCCUUGAUGUGGAAUCUCAUUAUCCAAAAGUUGGGGGGUCCCUGGAGCUGUCCAAUGACACCUACUUCUCACUGAAGAUCAAAAAUGCAACCACCCAAAACAGCGGGAUGUAUAAGUGUGCUUUGAUGGAACAGCAUGGAGAACAUAAUUUGAGCAGUACAGUCACACUAAAAGUAACAGGUUGUCCUGGAAUAGAAGAUGAAAAAUUGAAAAAAUACAAGACUGAGCUUUUCAUGCUGACUUGCCUUGCGAUUUUUUACUUGCUGCUCAUCUUUUUCACCUGUACGUGUCUAAGGAAAGAGAGUAUGUCUCCCAGUUAUCAAAAAAACAGGCCAGAUAUGAAACACAUGCUCACCCUCAUCAAUACACAGGAAAUGACAACUUUCCAGGAUUUAAACAGCGACAUCACUUACAAAACUGGGCAUACCUCAAGUUCUGUCUAAUGUGACGUUGACGGCACUGCGUGUUGAUCAGUAAACACAACAUAAAUUGGAUGGCCAAGUGCUACAGAGAGGAAAUAAAGGAUAAUAUAUGGCCUCUUCAGAACAGCCUGAAAGUGUAGGUAACCUGUCAGUGUUCUGCUUGUGCUAGACAAGCCUUUGAAAAGCACUGCUGUGUGCUACAGGAACUUUUUGGGAAUUAGGUGGCUAAGAAAUACCAUUGCAGCUGGUGUUUUGAUGCUGUUAUGAAGUUGAUAGCAACUUCAUUUCACUCUGCCAUGCAGCCCUUUUGUUCCGAGCAAGAACACUCCUAUGAUAAGAAGACCAAGUUAUGGAGAAGCUGUGCCAGUGCAAAGCCGGUUAAUUAAGCUCUUCACUGAACUAAUAGCUCUCAUCUUUCAAAAGCAAGCACAACAGGUGCUGCUGUUUGAAAAGCUAAGUGUGUGGGGCUGUCUGUGUUCUGAGCCUGAUUCUGGAUGCAGUUCCUUUACUGCGAAAGGGAUGUAACUUGUCAUGUGAUGUUCAAGCAAGCUGAAGAGGUGACUUCAUACUCUUGUCCUGGGUGGAUCAAAUCAACAUUCACUUUUAAAUCUCAGAGUGACAGACAGGCUGAAAUGUAAGAAGGGAGAAAACAUUCUGGCAGCCUUUCUGUACCAGGAGAAUCUUUCUGUCUCUGCAGGAGAAGUAAGGACAUAUUUCCCUGGGGCAUCUCUUGAUGCAGCAGUCCAUAGGAAGUGUCAAUGAGACUCUUAACUUUAAAGCAGCAAAACCAAGAAUGAAGCAGCCAGUGGUAUUACGGACAUGUAAAGAUGACUUAUUUUGUGGUUUAUGAAACAUGGAGACAAAUGUAGGUGACACCUAUGUCGAUCAAGUUACAUGAGUGAUAUCCAUGGCUUGGAAGAUCCAUCCUUACCUUUGGGAUGAACUGAGUCAGCUAUGAGAUACAGGAAUGGGAGAUGAGACAUAUGAGCACAUGCUUUUGGUGUUGACUGUGUAUCGUAUACAAAACAGUUAAAUGGGAAGAGCUGAACUUAAGCAUACAAUGUAAAGGAAAGAAGACUUGUCCUCUCAGAGCAAAGAAAGCAAGAGAGGUUCUGGAGUCUGAAAUCAAGCAACCUUCCUUAUCAGGCUGCUGGUGCAGAAGGUGAAGCAAGAGGAGUAUAAAGUGACUGUGGGUGUUUUUGCCACAACAUGAGAAUUUGAGCCAAAACGUGAAUUUGGAAGCACUUAAUACAGUCUUAAAAAAAAAAAAUCCUUCAAGAGUUAUAGUGCAACAUUAGGAUUUUUGAUGCAGUUUGGAAUUACAGGCUAUAACAAGGAGGGUCUUUCUAUAAUCUUUUGACUGAUUUUUGAAGCGCCGAUGGGAGGAAAACACAGUACACCACUCAGUAUUGCCUCUGUGAGCAGUGUAGCUGUCUUCAUUGGUGGAGUUCAAGGGAUUCUUGAUCAGAAGAAUCAUUACAAGGGAUAUGCAAUUUACUUAAAGCAUGGUAAAUUAAUGCCACAUUUGCUUUUUUUAUAAUCAUUUUUUACAUGUAAAUGCAUGUAACACACUUGAAAUAAAAAUUCAGAGGUAAUCUACCAUUUGUCUUUGUGUACCACAUACAGCAAAUAAACCCAGAAAUACUCUGCAUAGAUUGCAUUUUAUUUUAGAAGCAGCGUAAUUACAUCAAAUAAUGUAGAUGCCUGAUCCUGUCUCUUCUGUGGGAGAUAGCAUGUAUGUGUGUUUAAUUGAUUAAACAAUGGAUCAUUUUAAACAUUUCUAAGGAACUAAGAUAUUCUAAAUUGUUCUCAAAAUCUCCCUUUGUGUCCAAAGUGCAUUCUAAACUACCUGUUCCCAACUGAGAGGCAAGUCAUUAGGGAAAGCAUGAGGGGGUUUCAGUCUACCCGUAGUCACUUUUAAACAAGGUGCACAAUCAUGGGUGACCUGUAUGUUUAGACGACCGUAAUGCGAACUGAAUGUGCCUGUGUAAUAACUGACAUAAGGUACAUCAAGUUUCUCCAUUUGGCCAGAAUGGCUUAAUAUCUGACAGCCAUGUUUUGUUUAUUUUUUUCACUAUUAUUAUGUUUUUCAUUAGGAGAGAAGACAAGAAGAAGAAAGGGAAAACUCACUUGAAAGGGGUUGAUAAUUAAUCAUCACCAAAGUCUGAAACACUUUAAAAAAUAUUUCCUCGCUGUAUAAAUAGAAUCAGAUCAGAUAAUACAGGAUGAGAAAAGGGACUUUGUGUAAGCAACAAUACCCAUUAUUUUUUCCCCGAGCCAAACUGUCUGCAAUGUAGAAGAUGCGGCCUGAGGCAACAACACUGGGAGUCGAAUUUCAGGCUCAGAAGUUUCAGGCUGGUUGAUUCUGGGGAUUUGUUGUAGACUCAGCUGUGCAGUAGAAGUGAUCAUGUUCAAGGCCGCUUAAAUGUGUUAAAGAGUUUAGAAAGCAUAAGCAGUGAGAAAGUCUUAUGCCGAGAUGCUUGACUGAAUCAGAGAGCUGAAGAGAAACAGGCAAUGUCCUAAAACGGUGAAGGCGUCUGCACGGCUGGGGUAUAAAGGAUGUAGAAAACUAUUGUGGCAUUGUAGGACAAAAACUAACAUUAGAUAUUAGAGAUAUUAUGUAUGAGUACCAGACAACUGAAAGAUAAAAGCUGGCAUAUUACAGCAACUUCAACACUAACAGGGAAGGAAAAAACAGUCACGUGUUGGCCAAAAACCUUACAGAACGAGCUGUACAAUUAACAUAGUUUCACAGUUACUGGCUCAGCUAGCCCAGCAUAGAGGAGAUGAGCACACGCACACUUCUUUAGACUUUAUUACUUUGUUAUUAAAGGGAAUGUAUUGUGGAUUGCACAAUCAAGAGUCUGUUCUGAUUAUACAGAUUAAUUGGUUUUUUGGACAGAAAAACUGCUUUAUUCCCCACCCUUCUUAUUAUUGAUGCCUUUAGUUUUGCAUGAUAAUGUAAAAGCAUAUUUGUAUGCUAGAACUGUUCAUUGUAUUACUGUCUUACAAUACACUUUAGAAUCGGGAAUUCAGUUAAUCUUAAUAA
Messenger RNA from Cuculus canorus (common cuckoo), 3878 nucleotides. RefSeq names its product CD83 molecule (gene CD83). The coding region runs from base 200 to 850 and encodes 216 amino acids. NCBI's taxonomy places the organism in Eukaryota, Metazoa, Chordata, Aves, Cuculiformes, Cuculidae. The record is from RefSeq and is a predicted model, not a curated record. The transcript has 5 exons.